Messenger RNA from Leishmania braziliensis MHOM/BR/75/M2904, 909 nucleotides. RefSeq lists its product as hypothetical. Gene Ontology annotation, biological process: intraciliary transport; non-motile cilium assembly. The record is from RefSeq and is a predicted model, not a curated record. Lineage: Eukaryota; Euglenozoa; Kinetoplastea; Trypanosomatida; Trypanosomatidae. Gene Ontology annotation, cellular component: cilium; intraciliary transport particle B; Golgi apparatus. The coding region runs from base 1 to 909 and encodes 302 amino acids. The transcript has a single exon.
AUGAACAUCGCAAUCCCAAACAUUGCACCAACCCGUUUGAAGCAGGGCAGCGGCGAGGCAGUUCUGGCUGUACUCUCUGCUCUUGUAAAUGCAGCGAUUUCUGGCGCUGGAUACGAUUUUCAGCCAAUUGAUUACAGCCAGGUGAGCAGAUACGAUGAACUAGCUGCUGUAGCAGACGCCGAGGACGAGCAGGGUGCGGACGAGAUUGAGGAUAACGUUGUGAUCGACAGCGACGAUGACGACGAAGUUUACGUGCGCGCUGUUAGUGGGAGUCGAAAUGCCAAAAGCGAUGCAGACCGUCCUCCAACGCCCAAAGUAGAUGUAGAAGAGUGGAAGAUGGAGGUGGAGCGUGUCGCCCCGCUGCUUCAGGUGCGCCAAUCCUCCCUAGACGACUGGCGUUCGCGUAUCGAGAGCGCCACUGUUUUAUUCAAAGCUGUAGAGAACAUGUACCCUGAUGUCAAGCAGAUGCUUGAGCGCCUUGCGAGUGACAUGGAUAAGUCACGAGACCGGAUACAAAAACGAGAACAAACGCUAGCGCAGCAAUUCUCUGAUCAGGUGGAGGAUUACCGCGUGAAACUGCGCGAACUCAACACCUCGCGUGAUUCAGCUAACGUGGCUCAGCAAACCGUGCAGCAGAUGUCAGUGGAGCUGAACCAGAUCAGUGAGCUACUGGACCAGACGAAGCGUGAUAUUGCGGAGAGGCAGGCCAGGAUAUCGGAUACGACUCCACUCAUUCAGGUGAAGGAAGCGGUGGUCAAGGUGCAGGCUGAGAUCAAACUCAUGUCUUUGCGUAUUGGCAUUCUCCAAAAUGGCGUAUUGCAGCAUGUUAUGAAACAAACCAAGGCUCGGCGUGAGGGACAAGCAAUAGAAAGGGCAGAUAUGUACAAUGGAGGAAUCAUGUUUUCCUGA